GUCUCUCUCCGUGGGUGACCUUGUUUUUAGCCAAUGCCUGAGGCAGGUCUUAUCUGGGAGGAGACGAUAUAAGGAAAGAGUGUGUGCAGUAAUGCCAUUCACUGCUUUGUGAUCGCUCUUAGUAAGAUGAAGAAAUCCACAAGUUUGAAAAUACGCCUCCCUGCCCUCGUACUUGUCUCUGAGAUUGUGUUCAUUGCUCUCUAUGCUGGCUUUGUUACAUAUGACACUGAUGCUAACGCAAAGCUACAGGACAACAUGACAAAUCCAAUGGAAAAUGAUCUCUAUAAGGACUAUCCUGUCUUUGUUGACGUUCAGGUGAUGAUAUUCAUCGGCUUUGGCUGCCUUCUCGCCUUUUUGCAUCGCUAUGGGUUCGGUGGCUUGGUUUUUAACUUCCUCACGGCCACCUUUGCCAUCCAGUGGGCGAUUCUUGUGCAGGGGUACUUUCAGUUCUACUCUGACGGCAAGAUUCACCUAGGGGUAGUUAACCUCCUCAAUGCUGAGUUUGCCUGCGCAGUGGUGCUGAUCAGCUAUGGCGCUGUACUGGGAAAGACCAGUCCUGUGCAGCUCCUGGUUAUGGCUUUGCUGGAGGUCCUAGUUUUUUCCAUCACUGAGUGGGCUGUCCUUAACCACCUAAGAAUCAACGAUGCAGGUGGGUCCAUUCUUAUUCACGUCUUUGCUUGUUAUUUUGGGCUGGGAGUCACGUUUGUUCUGUAUCGGCCAAGCCUCAACAACGGCCACGAAAAUGAAGCCACCAGCUACCAGUCAGACAUUCUUUCAAUGAUGGGGACCCUGUUUCUCUGGGUCUUCUGGCCGUCCUUUAACUCCGCUGUGACUUUCAAGGGAGAUGACCAGCACCGGGCCAUUCUCCACACGUUCAUCGGCCUUAGUGCCUCCACCCUCACUGCUUUCGCGCUCUCCGCCCUGCUAAGCCAACGGGGCAAGCUCACCAUGGCUGAUAUCCAGAACGUCACCCUGGCAGGGGGUGUGACAGUGGGGGCGUCUGUUGACAUGAUGAUCUCACCGGUGGCUGCAUACAUUCUUGGUGUGCUUGGGUGCAUCGCCUGCUUCUUCGGCUACAAAUACCUCACUCCAUUCCUGGCUCAGCGCUGUAGGAUCCAGGACCAAUGCGGCAUCCACAACUUGCACGGCCUGACUGGAAUCAUCUCCUGCCUGGGUGGAAUUUGGGGCAUUAUGAUGGCAAACGAAGACACUUAUGGGCCAAGCCUGUAUCAGACCUUUGCCCAUAGAGCACCUAUGGAAGGGGACCCCAGGCUUCAUGAACUGCAGCAGCUCAUACCAGGCCUCCAGCCGGGCUUGGGUCGCACCGCCUCGGAGCAGGCCCUCUACCAGGUGGCUGCUAUGUUCUCCACCAUAGGGGUGGCAGCAGUGGGCGGCAUUGCAACAGGAUUUGUCUUGAAGCUUCCUUUCCUAGCCUCGCCUUCCGAUGAGUGCUGCUUUAGUGAUAAGCCGUACUUCCAUGUGCCCUCUGACCAUGAGAGUCUAGCAGUUCCCAAGCUCCCCGAGGGUCCAGAAGACACGAAGGUAUAAGUUUGUCAGACAUCUGGCUCAACAGAUGCUAUUGUACUGUAGCAAAAUCAUUUCUUAGUCCAUCCAGUGUUUUCUGUUACUACAGUAAUAAUAUCUUCAUUUUUUUAUUGUUGCCAUGUGGGACCAAAUCUUGAUUUCCAAGCAUGCUGAGAUCCCCUUACUGUCUUACCAUUUAUUUUGCAAAUUAACCGGUCAGAGUGACCAGUUAAGCAGUUGUUAGUUAUCUUUUAAAAUGCCAGUUUUUGUGUAACCAUGCACUAGUUUGACUCACUAGAAUUCAACUUCUAGUUUAAAAUAGUUUUAAUAGUCUGUUUUUUAGCGGUUUAUUUUUGGCACAGGCUAGUCUUCUUGAAGUAUUUUGAAUCCUAUUUUGCACAAUUAUUAUUUUUCCAAAGACAAUGAACAAAACGACUGGUUUCAUAAUUUUCUGUAAAAAUUCA
Molecule: messenger RNA, 1988 nt
Organism: Brienomyrus brachyistius
Lineage: Eukaryota; Metazoa; Chordata; Actinopteri; Osteoglossiformes; Mormyridae
Gene: rh50
Product: Rh50-like protein
Exons: 1
Coding region: 127-1548 (473 amino acids)
Biological process (GO): ammonium homeostasis; ammonium transmembrane transport
Cellular component (GO): plasma membrane
Molecular function (GO): ammonium channel activity
Source: RefSeq, a predicted model, not a curated record